This is a messenger RNA of Heterobasidion irregulare TC 32-1, 3507 nucleotides long. RefSeq lists its product as uncharacterized. Bases 1 to 3507 code for a protein of 1168 amino acids. Lineage: Eukaryota; Fungi; Basidiomycota; Agaricomycetes; Russulales; Bondarzewiaceae. Gene Ontology annotation, molecular function: protein binding. The record is from RefSeq and is a predicted model, not a curated record. The transcript is spliced from 8 exons.
AUGGCUGUUGUGGUCGCAAAGGCUUCUUUCAAUCCACCCAUAGCUGUCCCCCGCUCGGGCUUGUCGAGCAUGGCGGAACGCGGUGAUUCACAAUCAGAUUUACUCGACGUCUGGGCCUCUGCGAUGGAACGAUACAAGCAAGAUGCGAAGCGCGACCUUCUCGCGGGGAGACUCGAGGCUGAGUCCCUCGAUGCUCUUCUGGAUAUCAUCGACCGCCAGCAGAACAAGUUCAAAGAGUAUCGGGCGAGAGAGAGAAAGAUAAGAGACGUGCUGGAACCUGUUCUUCGUUUGAUUGGGCUGCUGUCUGAGUCGGUGGAUGGGAGUCUGGCGUCGUCCCUCACCCCGGCACAAGCUUUCGCCGUCGCUAUUCGCGCGCUGUUUAAGGCUGCGAAAAAUGUCGGCGCACACUACGACACGAUCGUCAAAAUGCUCGAGGAGCUCAGCGGCUUCGCCGAUCCGCUCAGUGUCCUCAGUCGGCAAGAGCUUGAUGCCCCCGCGAAGAAAAUCGUCGUCGAGAUUCUUGCGCAAUUGCUUGCAACGCUGGGCGUGACGACCAAGUCGAUCAAGCAGAGGCGUCCUGUCCGAUACGUCAAAGCGCUCCUCGGGACCAAGGCCGAUACGACGAGUGAUGCGAUGGAGAAGCUGAGGAAAGUAUUGGAUCAGGCGGUUAACUCUGUCGCGACCAGUGCGAGGGGCUUGCAGGUAUCGGAAGCAUCGAAAGACUGCUUUCGAAACAAGGUUCGCAGCAGGCUCAGCCCACCGGACCCGUCGACGAAUCAUAACGCCGCAUGCCAAAUGCGACACGGCGACACGGGGGACUGGUUUCUACGCGCAGAAGAAUUUCUGAGAUGGACGGAGACACCGGGCUCGUUCCUCUGGGUUCAUGGCAUACCUGGCAAUGGUAAAACGAUCUUAUGCUCUACAGUCAUCCAAACCCUCCAGCGCGCUUACCAACAAGCUAACAAUGGAACAUCUGUGGCCGUGGCGUAUUUCUACUUUGACUUCAGCGAUUAUGGGAAAUUGUCGUUUCAGAGCCUCGUGCAUUCACUCGUCACACAGCUCUUAUUCCAGGGCCCUGGCACUCCUGCUUCCCUGGAAAGCCUUUGUGCGAGGGAUCUCAGUGGACAGCAACCACGAGUCGACGGCUUGACCACGAUCUUGAAGGCAUUAGCCGGGUAUUUCGACAAGACGUACAUCGUCCUCGAUGCUCUAGACGAAUGCACUGGCUCGGAGCGAGCGCGCGUCCUACGGUUUUUGGAAGAGAUGAAGAGCUGGAACCUCCCUGCUCUGCGUGUUUUUGCCACGAGCCGGCCUGAGCAGGAUAUCGAUAUGGUGAUGGAUAAUCUGCGCGCUUCCUGUUUCGAUCUCCACGGCGAAGCAUCUAGAAUCGACCACGACAUUCGGCAGUAUCUCGAAAGCCUGCUUCGAGACGACUUUUACCUCCGGGAUUGGGGAGCAAGGGAGAAGGCGAUGAUCGUAGAGACCCUUGUUCAGCGCGCAUGCGGAAUGUUCCAGUGGGUCCGAUGCCAAUUGGAUUCACUGCGAAAAUGUGUUACGCACUCUGAUCUCCAAGCGGCGUUGACGAACCUACCGGAAACACUGGACGCGACGUAUGAUCGUACGCUGCAAAACAUUCCAGAUAGUCGCCGAGAGAAGGUCCAUCAUAUGCUGCAGUUCCUCUGUUGCUCGGCUCGCCCUUUGUUGCUCGGGGAACUUGCGGAAGUCGUCACAGUGUCUAUGGACUCUCGAGGGAUAGCUCACUACGUUCCUGGGAAUCGUUUGCGUGGCCCAUCAGACGUGCUCACAAUGUUUGAUGGUCUAUUGUCUCUGUCGACCAGGCCAGUUCUCGACAAUGGAGUGCCUUUUUAUCGGUGGCACCCAACUUCUUCAGAUGAAAUCGCCGCAUGGCGAGUGGUUCAAUUAUCACACUCCUCCGUCAAAGACUAUCUAGUCUCCGAGAGAAUUCGAACCGGUGGUGCUUGGAACUACAGGAUCGAUGCCGCACUGGCUCACCGGUGGAUCAGCAUGACCUGUCUCGCCUACCUAAAUCGGUUUGAUGAUCCGGACGGAUUGGAUGGCCAGCGGAUGGAAGAAGAUUUGGAUGUCGCACUCGCUUCAUACGCAGCAAAGCACUGGGUCUGGCAUUUACAAUGUCAGGGCCGAAACGACGACUACCUACCUCUGCAGAUGUCCAUACGAGGCCUCCUCCAUCCCCUCCGGCGGCCACAAUUUUUGAAUUGGGUCAGGAUGUCUGGUGUGACAUGGUUGGGUGUAUAUCAGCAUAUCCCACUUGGAUGGCAGCGGGACAUCCAAACCAUCCCUGACCCGCUGUACUAUGCGUGUGAUGCUGGCCUUCUCGGAGCUUCAAGAUGGCUGUUAAGCCAAGGCGCCGAAGUGGAUGCGCAAGGAGGGGACCAUCAAAAUGCCCUGAUGGCGGCAUCGGCCCACGGACAUGAAGCAAUGGUGCGGCUGCUAAUAGACAGCGGCGCGGAUGUCAAUAAAGUGGGAGGCUUUUACGGGAGCGCUCUCCAGGCCGCAUCCCGUGGAGGGCACAAAGCAGUGGUUCGGCUGUUGGUGGACAAUGGCGCCGACAUUAACGAGGUUGGAGGUCAUUAUGGGAACGCGCUCCAGGCAGCAUGUUGUGGAGGGUACGAAGCAGCGCCAAGCAAAGACUUAGGUGCCGAUAGCUUGGUGGAUGGUGACUACGGGAAUAGGCUGCAGUCUGGAGAUUUUGAAGCAGUAGUGCGGUUGCUGGUGGACAAGGGCGCCGAUAUCAAUGGAGUGGGGGGUUACUACGGAACCGCGCUGCAGGCUGCAUCUCAGAGCGGACGCGAAGCGUUGGUGCGGUUGCUGGUGGACAAAGGUGCCGAUAUCAACGAAUCGGGAGGCUAUUAUGGCAACGCACUGCUGGCGGCUUGCUCUAGAGGUCACGAAGCAAUCGUGCGACUGCUGCUAGAUCGAGGUGCUGAGGUGAAUGCCCAGGAGAAAUACCACGGGAACGCGCUGCACGCAGCAUGCGCGGGAGGUCAUGAAGCUAUCGUGAUCAUGUUGUUGGAUCGGGGUGCUAAAGUGAACAUGUUUGGGGGAUGGCGGGGGUAUGCGCUGCGAGCCGCAUGUUGGGAGGGUCACACGACAAUCGUGCGGCUGCUACUAGACCGAGGGGCUGAGGUAAAUGUGCAGGGAGGAGCCCACUGGAAUGCGCUCUACACGGCGUGCUUGGUGGGCCAGAAGGAAGUUGUGAAGCUGCUGCUGGACCGUGGUGCCGAGGUGAACGAGCAGACGAAUGUGGAACCACACGUCAACGCCUUGCAGAUGGCAUGCGUGAGAGGCGACGAAGCUAUCGUUCGAAUGAUGCUGGACCGAGGCGCAGAUGUGAAUGCAGCGGGAGAAUGUCAUGGCAGCGCACUUCAGAUGGCGUCGUUGGGAGGUCGCGGAGCAAUCAUGAAACUGUUGCUGGAUCGAGGUGUCGAAGUGAAUGUACAGGGAUCCCACGAAAAUGGGUUGUAA